CCGUAGUAGAACUAGUGCGUGUGUGGGCGAUACGUCUGUGAUGACGUCACGUGCGCCGGUGGCUGUGUGUGUCUCGAGCGCUUGUUAUUGAUCAGGCUCGUCCUCUCUUCGCAAAUACUGCGGGUUUGCCGUUGAAACGAGGAUUACAUCCGAGUAUCCGUUUAUGCCGUUUAUUGUGCAUGAAACAGGAGGUGGCCGUAAAUGCAGCGCAUCAAUCCCGUAUUAUAAAGAAGUUAUCCGUAUCUGGAGCGCGUGCACAUCAUUUCAUCAUUUCAUCGUUUAUCUGCAGACAUGGACGAGGACAAUCAAGUACCUGAAGACCUGUCCCUGGACGAGAGAGAUGAGCUGUCUAACAUACGCCGCAGGAAAAAAGAACUGCUGGAUGAUAUCGAGCGGCUGAAGUUUGAGAUCGCUGAAGUGAUGACAGAAAUCGAGCAGCUGACGUGUGUCGGUGAGAGCAAAACGGCACAGAGAAACAAGCAAAUUGCUAUGGGUAGAAAAAAGUUCAACAUGGACCCCAAAAAAGGGAUUCAGUUUCUUCUGGAGAACGACCUCCUGCAGCAGACACCUGAAGACAUCGCACAGUUCCUCUAUAAAGGCGAGGGAUUGAAUAAAACCGUUAUCGGGGAUUAUCUCGGGGAACGUGAUGAUUUCAACAUCAAAGUGCUCCAGGCUUUUGUGGAACUGCAUGAGUUUGCAGAUCUCAACCUUGUUCAAGCUCUGAGGCAGUUUCUUUGGAGUUUCAGACUUCCAGGUGAAGCACAAAAGAUUGACAGAAUGAUGGAGGCAUUUGCGUCCCGGUACUGCCAAUGCAACCCUGGAGUCUUCCAGUCCACAGACACGUGUUAUGUCCUGUCCUUUGCCAUCAUCAUGUUAAACACCAGCCUUCACAAUCCCAAUGUCAGAGACAAACCUGCUGUGGAGCGCUUCAUCUCCAUGAACAGAGGCAUCAAUGAAGGAGGAGAUCUGCCAGAAGACCUGCUCAGGAACCUGUAUGAAAGCAUCAAGAGUGAACCCUUUAAAAUCCCAGAGGAUGACGGAAACGACCUCACUCACACAUUCUUCAAUCCCGACAGAGAGGGCUGGCUGCUCAAAUUAGGUGGACGAGUGAAAACCUGGAAGAGGAGAUGGUUUAUACUGACCGACAACUGUUUGUACUAUUUUGAGUACACAACAGACAAGGAACCACGUGGAAUCAUUCCUCUGGAGAACCUCAGCAUCAGAGAGGUGGAGGAACCUCGAAAACCUAACUGCUUUGAAUUGUACAAUCCGAACCAUAAAGGUCAGGUGAUCAAGGCGUGUAAGACGGAGGCAGAUGGGCGAGUGGUGGAGGGCAACCACGUAGUCUACAGGAUAUCAGCACCCACACCAGAGGAGAAAGAGGAAUGGAUCAAAUCCAUCAAAGCGAGCAUCAGCCGGGAUCCUUUCUAUGACAUGCUGGCCACCAGAAAGAGACGCAUCGCCAACAAGAAGUGAACAGCGCCAUCCCAAAGCCCACGUGCACAGACGCACACGUACAACACUGCCUUUCUGAAGAGCCUCGGUGCGAGUCUGUGACGGUUUACACAGGAUUCAGUGUUUAUAGUCUCUAUCUCCUGUUUCUGCUCGUAUAAAACACAGCUCUGUCAUGACCUGUUUGUAUGUUGGUUUGUAUAUCAUUCAAGAAGUCACAGAGGUCAAAUAGAAAAGCCAUUUAUUUUAAAUGAGAUGAGAAAUAAUUACAAUCACUGAGCAGUGGUUUGACAGUGUGGCCAGACAGUCACUUAUGGUGCUGAUGGUUUCCUGUGUGUUUGUGUGAUGUCACAAGAAACAGGUGUAAAUGAGAUAACACGAGUCUGUGGAGUCAGCUGGACUGAUUUCAUGUUGAGCUAUAUGACAAAAACAAGACGUAUAUAGUUAGAGUUUUUGUUGUACAUUAAAGGGUACCGAUCCAUUUAACCUUUCAUUUCUGAUCUCCAGUAUAUAGGACACUACCUGCUGUUUCAUACAGUACCAUCUGUUAAUGUCAUAUGAAUGAAAUGCUUGCUUUUGUGGUCCCUUUACAAGUACACUUAAAUAUCUUUUAUAUUUAUUUUCUUUGUGAUAUUUUAUUCAACUUGACUGGUAAACAACAGAUCUAAGUUAUGUGUAAAUGCAUUUGUUAAUUUUUGUGUGUAAGUACAAUCUGUAGCAUAUAAAUCUACUGGUUCUUUAUAACAUUAGGGCUGUCUACUGAAUAGCCUUACACACUUGUGUACUUCUGUCAGGGAAAAAAUUACCAUGGCAUUCUGGAACAUGAUUUUUAAAAAAUCCAGUAGUCAUUUAUAUGUGUUGUAAAAUAAAAGCCCGGUCCAGGGGUAUAUAAUACUAUCUAUCUUUAAUGCCCAUUGGGGCUUCAGAUUAAUUUUUAUAUGUCUGUAUAAGCUAUUGGUGAUAUUGUAUAUAAAUACAUAAAGCAUUUCUAAAAGUC
Molecule: messenger RNA, 2449 nt
Organism: Misgurnus anguillicaudatus (oriental weatherfish)
Lineage: Eukaryota; Metazoa; Chordata; Actinopteri; Cypriniformes; Cobitidae
Gene: cyth3b
Product: cytohesin 3b
Biological process (GO): regulation of ARF protein signal transduction
Molecular function (GO): guanyl-nucleotide exchange factor activity
Source: RefSeq, a predicted model, not a curated record